AUGGAGAAUAUCAUCACUAGAUUCAGUGUCCCUGCAAGGAUCAUCUCUGAUAAUGACAUGGCCUUUAGGUCUAAAGAAUUCAAGACCUUUUGUGAAGAGUAUGGCAUCACAAUAUCUCAUUCAUCUCCUUACCACCCUCAAGAUAGAAUAACAAUAAAAAAAUCUACAAGGAAGUCCCCAUUUGAGUUGGUCUAUGGUAAAAAGGCUAGACUUCCUUUGGAUAAUCUCCUACUUGUGCAUAGAUUCAUGACACAAGAAGAGAUAGAUGUUGAUGAUCCUUUGCAAGAAAGGCUGAUGCAGUUGGUAGAGCUUGAUGAAGUCAGGGUAGAAGCUCAGGAGCAGAACAUCAAAACUCAAAAUCAGCUGAAAAGACUAUAUGACAAAAGAACAACAGAUAGAAAAUUUAAGGUUGGUGAUUGGUUUUUAAUGGGGAAUGCCAGGAUUCAAGACAAAGGCAAGCAUGACAAGUUUGAGGCUUUAUGGCUUGGACCAUAUGUGAUUAUGGAUAAAGCAGGGGAAGAUUCCUAUUUUCUCCAAGGUGCCAUAGGAGAAGUUCAAGAAUUGCUAGUACAUGGAAAAUUCUUGAAAAACUUCUUUUCUUAA
Messenger RNA from Cryptomeria japonica (Japanese cedar), 603 nucleotides. RefSeq lists its product as uncharacterized. The record is from RefSeq and is a predicted model, not a curated record. The transcript has 2 exons. Bases 1 to 603 code for a protein of 200 amino acids. Gene Ontology annotation, biological process: DNA integration. Lineage: Eukaryota; Viridiplantae; Streptophyta; Pinopsida; Cupressales; Cupressaceae. Gene Ontology annotation, molecular function: nucleic acid binding.